CACGAUCAUGGCUUUGAUUAAUAACAACAUGCUUUUCACUUCAUUGUUGAUUCUUGUAGCUCUUUUUGGAGUUGCGGUUGGAGGAACCAUUCACAAGGUCGGCGAUUCGAAUGGAUGGACUAUGAUGGGAGAUUAUGAGACUUGGGCUUCUUCAAGAACUUUUCAAGUCGGAGAUUCUUUGGUGUUCGCAUACAACAACAAUUUCCACGACGUCACUGAAGUCACUCACAAUGAUUUCGAGAUGUGUGAAUCAUCUAAACCGCUUAUGAGAUACACAAGUGGAUCCGACUCAAUCACUCUAACCAAACCGGGACUCCAACAGUUCAUAUGCGGAGUUCCUGGUCACUGCAAGUCGGGACAAAAACUUCAAAUUCACGUUUUACCAGCCUCGUUGGGUCCUGUGGCUGGACCGGUUCCUAGACCGGUCCGAUCACCAAGCUCUUCCUCGUCUCCUUCACCAGCCAAGGCUCCACGAUAUCAGCAUCAGAUGGCUCCGUCACCUCUUCAAAGCUGUGCCUCGAAGUCAGCUUCUUGGAUCGGCUUUAGCUUGUUGGCCUUGAUCUUAGCAUUCUAG
This is a messenger RNA of Camelina sativa (false flax), 574 nucleotides long. The record is from RefSeq and is a predicted model, not a curated record. NCBI's taxonomy places the organism in Eukaryota, Viridiplantae, Streptophyta, Magnoliopsida, Brassicales, Brassicaceae.